Messenger RNA from Malus domestica (apple), 1265 nucleotides. Its product is annotated as ras-related protein RABA5e. Gene Ontology annotation, molecular function: GTPase activity; GTP binding. The record is from RefSeq and is a predicted model, not a curated record. Gene Ontology annotation, biological process: vesicle-mediated transport. Lineage: Eukaryota; Viridiplantae; Streptophyta; Magnoliopsida; Rosales; Rosaceae.
CUACUUGCGCAGUAUGUCCGUCUGCCUCCUGCCAGCGCAAUUACAACACCAUCACUCCUCUCUCUCUCUUUCUCCUCCCCCUUUCUCUCUCUCCUCCAAAAUCCGACAGACCGCCAUUUUUCUGUAAAAACUCGCUUCCUCCCUCCCACUCCUUCCAUUCUCAAACUGCGUGCUCAAAUUUCUGUGCUGGAUUAACAGAAAGAAGAAGAAGCAAGCAAGAACCAGGGAGAAGGGGCGAGCGAGAUGUCGUCUUCAGACGAGGAGGGGUCAGGGGAGGAGUACCUCUUCAAGAUCGUCAUAAUCGGCGACUCGGCGGUGGGGAAAUCCAACUUGCUCUCCCGCUACGCGCGGAACGAGUUCAAUGCCCACUCCAAGGCGACGAUAGGCGUGGAGUUUCAGACCCAGAGCAUGGAAAUCGACGGCAAAGAGGUCAAAGCUCAGAUUUGGGACACCGCCGGACAGGAACGCUUCAGGGCCGUCACCUCUGCUUACUACCGUGGCGCCGUCGGAGCUCUCAUUGUCUAUGAUAUCACCCGCAAGACCACUUUCGAGAGUGUUGGCCGCUGGCUCGAUGAGCUCAAGACUCAUUCCGAUACAACUCUGGCAAUGAUGCUAGUGGGGAACAAAUGUGAUUUAGAGGAUAUCAGGGCUGUGAGUGUUGAGGAUGGUAGAAGCCUUGCUGAAGCAGAGGGGUUAUUCUUCAUGGAGACAUCUGCCCUGGACUCAACAAAUGUUAUAAAGGCUUUUGAGCUUGUGAUUCAAGAAAUAUAUAACAAUGUCAGCCGGAAGGUCUUGAACUCUGAUACGUACAAAGCAGAGUUAUCUGUGAACAGGGUCAGCCUCGUUAAUAAUGGAGCAGACGGAUCAAAGAAAACCCAGGGCUAUUUUUCUUGCUGUUCCGGUUGAUAUGGUUUAUAUCUCCAAAAAGAACACAAAAAUGCAUAGGACGAGCACUCGAGGGCAUUUCCAAGGUUGGUUAUUGAAUUUGGUUCGUUAAUUGGUUUGUUUGGUAUUUGGUACCUACUUAAAGGUUUCCGAACAAGUCGAUAUCAUACAAGUAAAUUCUUAUCUUUUUAAUUCAUGUAAACAAGUUGAAUUUGUACUCCGGAUGGAAGCCAUGUAACUUCUAUAAAAUGAAGACCGGCACCCGUUUUCUUUGGUGUGAUGUAAUUUGUUCUGGUAAGUAUAUUAUGUUCAGCAACUCGAUGAAUUUUAUGUGAUUUUACAGUGCAGUGGAGAAAAACAUGGAACGAUGUUAUUUUGAA